CUUGAAAACUCCUAAUUCCUCGUGAGUUCACCGGUAUAUUUCAUUAAUAACAUUCUGUCAUUAAAAUCAUUAUUAUAGUAUAGUGUAAUCACCAUGUCCGCCUCACAAAUAUUCAAUCGUAUCGGCCAGUUCGGUUUGGGAGUUGCCCUUGUUGGAGGAGUCGUCAAUUCCGCCUUGUACAACGUGGACGGUGGCAACAGGGCUGUAAUCUUCGACAGAUUCUCAGGGAUUAAAAAGCAAGUAAUUGGUGAGGGCACCCACUUCUUCAUUCCAUGGGUGCAAAGGCCAAUCAUCUUCGACGUCAGGUCCAGGCCCAGAAACAUACCUGUAGUAACUGGAAGCAAAGAUUUACAGAAUGUAAACAUCACCCUCCGUAUCCUCUUCAGACCGGUGCCAGAUCAGCUGCCAAGAAUUUACACAAUCCUAGGUCAAGAUUAUGAAGAACGUGUUUUGCCUUCAAUCACCACUGAAGUGCUGAAAGCUGUUGUGGCGCAGUUUGACGCCGGCGAAUUGAUCACACAGAGGGAUCUGGUGUCCCAGAAAGUCAGUGCUGACUUAAAUGAGAGGGCUGCCCAGUUUGGAGUCAUCCUUGAUGACAUCUCAAUCACUCACUUAACCUUUGGCAGGGAAUUCACCCAGGCUGUUGAAUUGAAACAAGUUGCUCAACAGGAGGCUGAGAAGGCCAGAUUUUUGGUGGAGAAGGCUGAACAGACAAAGAAGGCCACAGUCAUUUCAGCAGAGGGUGACGCCCAAGCUGCCAAUCUGUUGGCAAAGGCGUUCGGAGAUGCUGGUGAAGGUUUGGUGGAACUGAGAAGGAUUGAAGCAGCUGAAGAUAUUGCCUAUCAACUAUCCAGAUCCAGACAAGUGUCUUAUUUGCCAGGUGGACAGAAUUUGCUUUUAAAUGUUCCUGCACCAGGAAAUUAAAAGUGUUGAUGUGAAUAAAAUUGUAGCAUUUAUCUGAGGAAUUUGGGGUAUACUAAAGUAUGUCAUUUUGUAUUAUACUGACCUUCAAUCAAUUUAACAUGUUUAUCAUAUGUUAGAGAAUUGUAUAUUUCAGAUGAAUCAGGUUGGGAAGAAUGAAGUGUAAAUGAUCUAAGUAUAUCCAAAAAUUUUAGUUUAUACUUUACUAAUAAGACAAAUUAUUGUUAUUGUUAAUAAAUUUUAUAAAAAAGUA
Molecule: messenger RNA, 1174 nt
Organism: Aethina tumida (small hive beetle)
Lineage: Eukaryota; Metazoa; Arthropoda; Insecta; Coleoptera; Nitidulidae
Product: protein l(2)37Cc
Exons: 5
Coding region: 94-924 (276 amino acids)
Biological process (GO): mitochondrion organization
Cellular component (GO): mitochondrion; membrane
Source: RefSeq, a predicted model, not a curated record